AUGCGGCCGCCUCCCCGGGACCCUCAGAAGAACGGCCUAGGCAGCGACCACCCGGACCCGCCGCAAGCCCCCCGCCGAGGGCACGGCGGUUGGCUGCUCCUGCUUCGGCGAGAGCAGGGAGGGCAAAGCGGCGAGGAGCAGCACCGGGAAGCCCCGGGACGAGCCCACCCAGGGCCUGACAAAGGGUCAUGGGGGCCCGGCGUGGGGACCUCGGAAAGCCACUCCUUGCUAGAGCCAUGGAGGCUCGGCAGCCACACCACGGCCGCCCAGCCAAGGUGGCCGCAGAGGUGGCCAGCACCAGGCCUGGCGUGCCGCAAGCGAGGCACAGACGCUUCCGCCCUCUCGCCUCAGGCCGCAGCGCAGGCGCCUCUGCCGCUCUGUGGCUGCCCAGGCCUGCCAGCCCUGCCGGCCGUGGCGGCGCUCCAGGGCCUCGGGCAGGACGCGCCCCUCACCUGCCCGGAGCCAGCCCGGCCCGCGCACCCGGCCCCCGCCCGGGCCUCUCCUACCUGGCAGCGAGGCCCGCCAGAGCUCAUGUCCGAGUCGCGCAGCAACUGCGGGGAGAGCAAGCGCAGACUCUUCCAUGGGGAGGCGGGGACUGGGGCCAUCGAGCGCCAGGCAGCCUUGCUCCUGCGGCUCAAGGGGCCCGGGGACCUUCCCAGGCAGUCCCUUGGGAACCAGCUCAUCAGAAUUCCAUCCCAAGCUGGAUCAGCCAGAGACCCCGCCAGCGUCCUGCCUCCCGGAGAGGACCAGCUGACGCCUGACGGGGCGUCCGCGAGGAGCCCGUGCAGCAGCAGCAGCAGCCCUCUGGCUGAGCACUGGGGGCAGCAUGGGGCCAUCAGGACCAGUCGGCCCAGCAGCCUCCUCCUCCACCCUCCAGGGUUGCACCUGCCCGCACUCGCCUGCGGAGGUGCCCCUGGGGAGGCCGUUGCUACGCUGCGCUUGGGAAGCAGGCAGAGCGCGCCGAGUCUCCGCGGGGCGGCCACCGAGAUGGACGGGCUGGCACGGGUCCUCAGAGCUCGGGCGGAGGACGGGGGCCAGGCGGGACUCAUCCCGGCUGGGGGGAGCCGUGCUGGAGCGGACCCCAAGCAGCGCAACAACGCUGGCGAGGCGAGCCGGAUCCUGGACCCGUCCGGAGACCGCUACUACCAGUGGCUCAUUCUCAUGGUGGCCCCCAUCCUGUACAACUGGGUCACCCUCAUCUGCAGGUCCUGCUUCCCCGACCUGCAGCAGAAGUACCUCUUGGUGUGGCUGGCGCUCGACUACCUGUGUGACCUGCUGUACCUGCUGGACAUCGCAGUGCACUUCCACACUGGCUUCCUGGAGCAAGGCAUCCUGGUCCAGGACCGCUCCCAGAUCGCCCGGAGGUACCUGCGCUCCUCCGGCUUCCUGUGGGAUCUCGCCUCAGUGCUUCCGACCGACCUGCUCUACUUGGCCCUGGGGGUGGACAGGCCGGUGGUCCGGGCCAACCGUUUCCUGCGGGCCCCUCGGCUCUUUGAGUCCUUCGACCGGAUCGAGACCCGCACGGCCCACCCCAACACCUUCCGCAUCGCCAAGCUGAUGCUGUACGUCUUCGUCACCAUCCACUGGAACAGCUGCUUCUACUUCGCGCUCUCCGGCUUCAUCGGCCUCGGUGCGGACGGGUGGGUCUACCCCAACGCCAGCGCGCCGGGCGCCGGGCGGCUGCUGCACCAGUACCUCCACAGCUUCUACUUCUCCACGCUCGUCCUCACCACGGUGGGCGACACGCCCACGCCGCAGCGGGAGGCCGAGUUCCUCUUCAUGGCCGCGGACUUCCUCCUGGCCGUCAUGGGCUUUGCCACCAUCAUGGGCAGCAUGACCUCGGUGGUCUCCAACAUGAACCAGGCCGACGCGGCCUUCUACCCCAACCGCAGCCUGGUCAAGGGCUACCUGCGCGCGCACUGCCCGGCCCGCCGCCUGCGGCGCCGCGUGGUCGCCUGGUACCAGCACCUGCAGACAGAGAGGAAGAUGGCCAACGAGCAGCAGAUCCUGCAGCGCCUGCCGGAGCGCCUGCGGGCGGAGCUGGCCGUCGACGUGCACCUGCCCGCGCUGCGCAAGGUGCGGCUCUUCCAGAGCUGCGAGCAGGGCCUGCUGGAGGAGCUGGUGCUGAAGCUGCGGCCCCAGGUCUACAGCCCCGGGGAGUACGUCUGCCGGAAGGGGGACGUCGGCCGCGAGAUGUACUUCAUUCGCGAGGGGCAGCUGGCCGUGGUGGCCGACGACGGCGUGACCCGGUACGCCGUGCUGGGCGAGGGCCUCUACUUCGGGGAGAUCAGCAUCAUCAACAUCAAAGGGAACAGGUCCGGGAACCGGCGCACAGCCAACAUCCAGAGCAUCGGCUUCUCGGACCUCUUCUGCCUGUCCAAGGAGGACCUCACGGAGGUGCUGACGGAGUUCCCUAACGCCCGGGCCCUGCUGGAGGCCAAGGGCCGCGAGAUCCUGCUCAAGAUGGGCAAGCUGGACACUGACGCAGAGGCAGCGGAAGCCGCACAGCAGCAGGAGCAGCGGUGGCGCGUGGCCACCCUCGAGGAGGGCCUGGAGCAGCUGCAGACGAAGCUCGCCCGCGUCCUGGCGGGGCUGGAGUCCAGCGCCUUUAAGAUGGCGCUGCGCCUGGAGCACCUGGAGUGGCGGCUGCGUGGGCACGAGAGCGGGGAGGCGGAGGCGGAGGCAGAGCCCUGA
Molecule: messenger RNA, 2694 nt
Organism: Varanus komodoensis (Komodo dragon)
Lineage: Eukaryota; Metazoa; Chordata; Lepidosauria; Squamata; Varanidae
Gene: CNGA4
Product: cyclic nucleotide gated channel subunit alpha 4
Exons: 9
Coding region: 1-2694 (897 amino acids)
Biological process (GO): monoatomic cation transmembrane transport
Cellular component (GO): intracellular cyclic nucleotide activated cation channel complex; plasma membrane
Molecular function (GO): intracellularly cGMP-activated cation channel activity; intracellularly cAMP-activated cation channel activity; protein-containing complex binding
Source: RefSeq, a predicted model, not a curated record